Messenger RNA from Symbiodinium necroappetens, 1666 nucleotides. NCBI's taxonomy places the organism in Eukaryota, Dinophyceae, Suessiales, Symbiodiniaceae. The record is from the annotation of a GenBank genome assembly.
GGCUUCGAUGACGCGCAUGCGGUGUUUGCCGAUCUGCGCGGACGGUGUCCGGUGGCCCAUACGUCGGAUUUCGAGGGCUUCUGGGUGGUGACCAAAUAUGCGGACGUGGUGAGGGUGCUCGCCGAUUCCGAUACGUUCUCAACCGCAAAGCAGAACGUCGUCCCGCGUGUGGCGACAUCGGGCCGCCGGCCGCCGCUGCAUCUCGAUCCGCCCGAGCAUACGCCAUACCGCCGGGCGAUCUCGCCGCUGUUUACCGCCGAGCGAAUGGCGGGCUGGGAGCCGAUCGUUCGGGAUAUCGUGGCCCGUCUGCUCGCCCCGCUGGUCGAAAAGGGCGAGGCCGACAUCUGCGUCGACUUUUCCUACCGCUUGCCCAUUUUCGUUCUGGCGGAGUUCUUUCACAUCCCGCCGGUGCAGGCCGAAAAGAUCCGCAAUAUCGGGGCGGAUUUCAACAGGGCGCUCCAGGUCAAGGAUACGGCCAGGCUCGAAGAAACCAGCCUGUUUCUCUAUGACGUCGCCCGCGACAUUAUCGCUGCGCGAAAGGCCGAGCCACUCGAUCCGGGUGCCGAUCCAACGAGCGCGCUGCUGGCGGCGCGGGACGGGAACGGAGCGCCGCUGCCUGAGGACAUGAUUCUGGGCACGAUCCGGCAACUUCUGGUUGUGGGUAUCAUAGCACCCACCACAUUCACCGGGUCGAUGGUGGUGCAUCUGGCCCGGCAUCCCGAGCAUUUCGCUAUGCUCAAAGACGAUCCCGGCCUCGUACCGGCGGCGCUCGAAGAGCUGUUGCGGCUCUAUACGCCCUAUCGAGGGUUCGCCCGAACCGCCAAGACCGACGUCAUCCUCGGCCGUCGCGCAAUCAAGAAGGACGAGCCGAUCGCGCUGGCGUUUACAUCGGCCAAUCGCGACCCCGACGCCUUUGAGGAUCCCGAUAGUUUUCGGCUCGACCGUGCAUCGGGCAAACAGCAUGUCGCGUUCGGCUUGGGGCCGCAUCAAUGCGCCGGGGCUCCGCUGGCGCGCCUGAUGCUGCGUGUGACGCUCGAGGAGUUGCUGGGUCGCACCGAUGGCUGGGAGAUCGAAAGGCUAACUGAAAUGGUGGGCGGCCAGUCGCGUGACGUGAGCAUUGCCCGCACGGACAUGCGAGCGCAUGGCGGCCUCGGCGGCGUCGGGAUUGCCGGCCAGUAUGGCGGCGGUGAUCACCUGGUGAUCACGGUUGGAAUUCGCCAUGGAGUCGGAGGAAAAAUUGCGCGGCAACUGCAGGCGGUAGAGCGGCAGCCUGACCCUGUGCAGGAACUCCUCGACAUGCCGGUUACCCGCGAUCGCACAAAUGGUGGCGUGAUACGCGAAGUUCUCGGCGUUAUAACUAUCGACAUUGUGGGCGGCGACGGCGGCGUCGAGUCUGUCCUGGUGGUUCGAGAGCGCGGCGCGCUGUUCGGGCGAGAGCCCGGCCUCGGCGGCAAGGCGGGCCGAAAGCCCUUCAAGCACUUCACGGACUCUGCCCAUUUCAAGGAUUUCGGCGCGGGUGAAGCGGCGGACAUAGACACCGCGAUUGGCGACGAAUUCGAGAUAACCCUGGCCGACGAGGGUUUUGAACACCUCGCGGAUGCGGCCGCGCCCGGCCGCAUAUUCCUCGGCCAGAUCCACUUCGAUCAAUCGCUGGCCGGGCGCAUAG